AUGCCAGUGCCUGAGGUGUUGUCUGAAACUGCCAGUGCUGCAAGCAUGUUGAGUCCUGUCCUCAAUGCCUCCAACGGAGAUGGACCAGAGUCGGAAACUACUUCCGCCAUUCUGGCCUCUGUCAAGGAGCAGGAGUUGCAGUUUGAACGUCUGACCAGAGAGCUGGAAGCAGAACGGCAGAUUGUUGCAAGUCAGCUGGAGAGAUGCAAGCUUGGCUCUGAAGCUGGAAGCAUGACGAGCAUCAGUUCAGCAGAGGAGAAAUUUCGCUGGAACAACCAAGAUGGACAGAAGGACAUUGAGGAGGAGUUGACAACAGGUCUAGAGUUAGUGGACUCGUGUAUCAGAUCACUUCAAGAAUCAGGCAUCUUGGAUUCACAGGAUACCGCCACUGGAGAUCGGCAAGGACUUCUGUCUCAUAGCGCUCUGCAACUCAACAACCAGGAUGCCUAUGCAGCUGCCGGUUACCAUAGCAAUCAAGCAAUGGCACUCGGCGAAGUGGUUACGGGUCGCAGUGGACAUCUUGGCGGGGCUGUUCACAGCUACAACCAGGUGACAUCCAGCCGGGCGGCUGCCCAAUUAAUGGGGACAGACUCCCCCUCCCAGUCCCACAGAGAUUCAUUUGCUCAACAGGCCAUUGGUAGCGCCUUCCACAUGCCCAGUGAGGGUGGACCUGCACCUACUGGGUCAUCCAUGUACUACUCCUGUGCAACCUUGCCUGCACAGCGUGUGAGCUCCCCUCUGCAGGUGGUGGGAUCACCUACCAAGUUGCAGCGCCUAGGUUCAGCAUCCUCCGACAUGCCCAGCUAUGCCACAUUACAGCGGGUAUCUUCGCCCAAACAAUCCCCAAGUCGUCUUGCCAAGUCCUACAGCACCUCAUCACCCAUCAACAUGGUGCCACCGGGUGCUGGUGGUCCCUCCUCUCCACUAUCCAUGGCAGCCCCAGGAGGAAACCACACAUCAUCGCCCAUCCAUCAAAUGAGCUCAGUAGUGGGCAGCUACGCCACCUUGUCCCCCACCAAACGCAUGCUGCAUCAUAUUGGAGGAGAAACCUACAAGAUUUCUCAUGAGCUGUACGCCAACGCAACCCUGAAAAGGCCUGGUAGCCUGGCAGGCUCCAGAGGUUCAUAUAGCAGCCAGCACAGUCACCUGGGCUCCGAGUUGCGACCACUGCAGUCUCCUGAGCAUCACAUCGAUCCCAUCUAUGAAGACAGAGUUUACACCAAACCCAACCUUAGAGGACAAGUAAAUCAACUUCAGAAUGUGGUGAACCAGCUGUACCAAGAGGUCCUCAACUAUCUGCUCUGUCCCUACACUUUAGCCCCACCUUCCCCUGGUGUCGACCCAAUCCCCUUGCAGCGAACGGGAAGCCAGAGUGCUGCCUCCACGUUCCAAAGAGGCAGCUUCGCUACAGGAGGCGGACCUGACUACAGCAACCCAUACCGCACGUUGCAGUUCUGUCCAUCCACCGAGUCGCCUUACAGCAAGUCUGGCCCAGCCCUCCCUCCCGAAGCAGCACUUGGUCGAUCUCCAUCGGUGGACAGCAUCCAGAAAGACCCAAGGUACGACCCCGAAUUCCUUGUGUGGAAUCAAAAUCAAGCCGAGCAAAGAAUGACAAAGGAGUUUGGUUGGAGAGAUCCAGAGCUGCCUGAGGUCAUCCAAAUGUUACAGCAUCAGUUCCCAUCAGUCCAGUCGAACGCUGCCGCUUACCUCCAACACCUCUGCUUUGGAGACAACAAGAUCAAGUGUGAGAUCAGGAGACAGGGUGGUAUUCAGCUUCUGGUGGACUUGCUGGACCACCGCAUGACUGAUGUGCACCGCAGCGCCUGUGGAGCUUUGCGGAACCUUGUGUACGGAAAGGCCAAUGAUGACAACAAGAUUGCACUGAAAAACUGUGGAGGAAUACCAGCUCUAGUCCGACUUCUCCGGAAAACCACAGAUGUAGAGAUCCGAGAACUCCUCACAGGUGUCUUAUGGAACCUCUCGUCAUGUGACGCUUUGAAGAUGCCCAUCAUCCAGGAUGCCCUGGCUGUUCUGACCAAUGCCGUGAUCAUCCCUCACUCGGGCUGGGACACCUCCCCUCAUACGCAAGAAGACCGAAAACUACAUCUCCACUCUUCCCAGGUCCUCCGCAAUGCCACCGGCUGCCUCCGCAAUGUGAGUUCUGCAGGUGAGGAGGCCCGCAGGAGGAUGAGAGAGUGUGAGGGUCUGACGGAUGCUUUGCUGUAUGUCAUCCAGACUGCAUUGGGGAGCAGUGAGAUUGACAGCAAGACUGUAGAGAACUGUGUGUGCAUCCUGAGGAACCUUUCAUACCGUCUGGCUGCAGAGACAUCUCACAACCAACAAGGGGGAUCCGAGGAGCUUGACGGUCUGUUAUGUGACACUGGUGGCAAGGAUGCCGAGAGUUCGGGAUGCUGGGGAAAGAAGAAGAAGAAAAAGAAGGGACAUGACCAGUGGGACGGUGUGGGCCCAUUUCCAGACUUGGCAGAGCCCCCGAAAGGCAUUCAAAUGUUAUGGCAUCCCAGUAUUGUGAAGCCUUACCUUACCUUGCUGUCUGAAUGCUCCAACCCAGACACCCUUGAGGGAGCAGCUGGUGCUCUGCAAAACCUUGCUGCCGGAAGCUGGAAGUGGUCAGUCUAUAUCCGGGCUGCAGUGCGUAAGGAGAAGGGCCUUCCUAUCCUUGUGGAGUUAUUGAGGAUAGACAAUGAUAGAGUGGUUUGUGCCAUUGCCACCGCCUUGAGGAACAUGGCUCUAGACAUUAGAAACAAAGAGCUCAUUGGUAAAUAUGCUAUGAGGGACCUGGUACAUCGAUUGCCUGGUGGUACCAACAACAACAACAGCAGUAGUGGUGGAGGAAGUGGAAGUGGUGGUGCUAACAGUUGUGGUCUGAUGGGGAAGACCAUGUCAGACGACACUAUCACAGCUAUCUGCUGUGCUUUGCAUGAGGUCAUAACCAAAAACAUGGAGAACACCAAAGCCCUCAGGGAUGCUGGAGGCAUAGAGAAGCUCAUUGGUGUUGCCAGAAGCAAAGGAGACAAACAUAGUCCCAAGGUUGUGAAAGCAGCGUCUCAAGUCCUCAACAGCAUGUGGCAAUACCGAGAUCUGCGCAGCCUUUACAAAAAGGAUGGCUAUUCCCAAUACCACUUUAUCGGCUCUUCUUCCACAAUAGAAAGGGACAGGCAGCGGCCUUAUUCUUCUUCUCGUACACCAUCCAUUUCUCCUGUUCGGACCUCGCCAAACAAUCGAUCAGCAAGUGCGCCAGCUUCGCCGAGGGAUAUGAUGGCGUUGAAGGAGAGAAAGGCCGACUAUGACCUUACUGGCAAUGCCACCUACCGUGGGAACAAGGGUGAACACACAUCCCGCAAGGACGCCACAAUGGGUCAACACUCCAGCGGUUCAUCAACUCUCCACAGAGGAGCGUAUGUGUCACCAACUGAUGAUCUGAAGUAUAAUCAGAUCUCAUCCCAAGGACUGCCUUCAGAGCCCUAUCCGCCUUUCCAAAAUCCUCCCCCAAAUGACAGCAACAACUAUGAGGACCAGGCCUUCUACGAGAACCAGGUUCAUGCAGGUGGGCGGCCUCCGCAAGGUGAACUCAACAUGCACUUGCAGGGCCUGAAGUCCACAGGAAACUAUGUAGACUUCUACUCAGCCUCUCGGCCGUACAGUGAGCUCAACUACGAGACGAGCCACUAUCCAGCCUCUCCUGACUCCUGGGUCUGA
Molecule: messenger RNA, 3717 nt
Organism: Nerophis lumbriciformis (worm pipefish)
Lineage: Eukaryota; Metazoa; Chordata; Actinopteri; Syngnathiformes; Syngnathidae
Source: RefSeq, a predicted model, not a curated record